GAGAGAUAUAAAAUCUAUCCCUUUACUCAUAGCCUGGUAGCUGGAAGGGACAGAUCAUCUUGAAAGACUUUUAUUUAUUUUAUUUUCACGUCUACCAGUUUGAUACGGCUGAGAUGGUGCCAGAGGGGCUUAUAAACCCCACCGCUUCAGAGGUGGCAGCUCUAUCCCAUGCAGAGAGUCUUUGCCAGCACUUUGAAUGCCUCAAACUGUGUGGAGAAAAGGGAGAAGAUGAGAAGCAGAUCAUGCAAAGUCUCAAUGUUGUCCUGCUGGCACUUAAUGAAGACAUGCAGGCAUCAGCCAAACUAUUGACGGACUAUGAUGUCUUACCAUCACUAGCGAGAAUCCUAAAAACAAGUCAAACAUGUGCAGAAAAGACAGCUGAAGUACUGGCAGAGCUUGCAAAAAAUGAGGAAACGAGGAAACCCUGCAUUGAAGCAGGUCUGGUGAUGGUGCUGCUACCUUUGCUGCAGAGCUCAGAUCAGGAGAUGCUGCUUCAUGCUGGCAAAGCCAUUGGUCGCAUCUGUUAUGAAAACAAUGAACUACAAGAACAUUUGGUCGAGCUGGAUGUCAUCAGUUCACUGGUCAGGAUACUAACCGACUUUCCAGAAAAUGAUGCGCUGGUGCGUGUGGGUCUUUUGGCCUUGUCCAAUCUGGCGGACCUAGAAAGUGCCAAGGAAGCUUUAAGUAAGACCAUGGUUGUUGAGCAGCUGGUAAAGCAGCUGAAGAGAGCAGAAACCCAUGAAAGAGUUGAAAUUAUCAUUGAGGUUCUCCAGAUGCUGGCAGAGAAUGAACCCCUUAAGAUACAGCUGGUAGAUGCUUCUGUCCAGGAGACACUUUGUAAUAUCCUUCAAAGACUACAAGACAGCUCUCAGACAGAGGAUAUGUGUACAAUGAAGUCAUCAUCAGACCUUAUUGUGUCACUGCUUCUUGGUGAUGAAUCCAUGCAGAAACUAUUUGACAAUGGCAAUGGAGUUGUUUACCAAAAUAUCCAAUUAUGGCUGACCUCACGGCACACCCUUCUUCAAAUGACAGGUGCACUUGCUAUUGCUAACUUUGCAAGAAAUGACAGUAACUGUGUACGGAUGGUACAGCUUGGAGUUGUCCACCAACUUUUAGACCUAUUAGAACAACAUGUUGAGAAUGGAGACGUGGCUGUACAGCACGCUGCUCUGAGUGCACUGCGCAAUCUUGCCAUACCAGUGAUGAACAAAGUGAAGAUGCUGGAAGAAGGGGUGGCAGAUCGGAUCCAAAUGUUACUGCGCUCAGAGAUGCCUCCAGUGCAGUUCAAACUUCUUGGUACACUAAGGAUGCUGACUGAUGGACAAGCUGAUACAGCAAGGAUUCUAGGACAGGAUCCCAAGUUCCUGGCAAGACUUGUGCAGUGGUGUGAAGUGAAGGAUCACAUUGGUGUACGAGGAGAAGCAAAUCGUUUGCUGGCAUCUCUCCUGCGACACAGCAAAUCUCAAGAUGUUGUAAAAGCCAUUCAAAAAGCCAAGGGUGUUAAGCAUCUGGUAUCCAUGACAACUAGUGAGCAUGCCAUCAUGCAAAAUGAAGCCCUUAUCGCUUUGGCCAUCGCCUCUGCAAUCAACCUUGAAAUAGUUGAAGAAGCCUUUAAAGAGACGGACUUGGUAGCAAUCAUAGUUAAAGUUUUGCAGGAUGAAUCAGUGGGUCCAGAGGUGAAGUACAAUUCAAUGGGCCUACUGUGCAGCCUUCUAGACUCAGAUGACCUGAGAAAAGAAAUGGAAACGGUCAACUUGAAGGAGACUUUGGAGAAACUUUGCGGGCACAGCAAUAGCAAUGUGGUCAAACAAGCUAACACAGUCCUGCAGAUAAUGGCAAACACCAGCCAGACCACUGGCCACUUUUUUGCAUAAUAUUUAUCCUUUAGCAAAGCAAAAUGUAGCAAGCCUGCUCCUGCACCCAGCCAUCAUAUUUUCCGCAAACAGCAUAGCAUUAUCUUAUGCUGAUAAAGUAGUAUAUUAGCUAGAAAGAAGAAACAUGCAACAAAAGACCAUCAUUCAUGGCUAGCUUAAUAGGUGGUAUUGUUAUGACCUGCAGUGCCUGUACAUCUUAAUAAGUACAAUAAAGUACAACAGAAUUGCAAAAUAUUAAAGAUGAAUAAAUUCUAAAAGAUGUAUGGGAAGUGAAAAAAAUUAGUGUGUGCAAACUAAAGUAACCCA
Molecule: messenger RNA, 2180 nt
Organism: Nanorana parkeri
Lineage: Eukaryota; Metazoa; Chordata; Amphibia; Anura; Dicroglossidae
Product: rap1 GTPase-GDP dissociation stimulator 1-like
Exons: 14
Coding region: 114-1874 (586 amino acids)
Biological process (GO): proteasome assembly; positive regulation of GTPase activity
Cellular component (GO): cytosol
Molecular function (GO): guanyl-nucleotide exchange factor activity; protein binding
Source: RefSeq, a predicted model, not a curated record